GAUAGUUUUGUACAUAAGCCUACCAGAGUCGUAAGUUCGAUGAUCGCGCUGUACUGAACCAUUGUUUUCUACACGUAGUACCGAAUUGCAGACGGUUAUGACUGUACUAUCGCGUUCGCUGAUCUUUUGUUGGAAGUGAGACAUUGCGUUUAUAAUAUUAUAACUUCUUAUUCAUUAACGAGAUUCUUCAUAACAGAUACAGACGCAUUGUGAGAUGCCAAAGCAAGUGCUGUAGUGUGAAUGUCCUUCAUCAGAUGAAAGUCAUUGUAGACUGGAUGACCAUGCAGAGGUAGAUAGCAUAUCACAUGUGGCUCCAGAGUCAAAUCAGCGCACUCACUGGGGCAAUCCCAGCAACAAAGUGGAAGAAGUUCUGCUUUGCAGCAAUCCUCGUACUGGUCAUCUUUGGCUACAUCGGGCCUUGGGUUAUCCAUCAUGGUAAGACCACACAGGUGACCAUCGAGUGCCUGGGCGCCAAGGUCGCCCAGCUAGAGGAGCAGUAUGGACCCUCAGGGGUGACGGUGCUGCACGCCACCCGCAGCCCCGAACGCCCCAAGGUGCUGGCUGUGACAGGAAACGGAUACAUUGAGUUAAUCGUGGAUCAUGUCAAGCCGAACAAUCUGUAUCUCAGAGGGGACUCCUGGACAUCCGAUGCACCCUACCGCCCGCUCCUGCGCACUAAGAUCGAAGGUUACAGUGAUCAGCGUGCUACUAUCAUCAACUACAAGAAGGGCUUUAUAGAACAUAUACAAUGUUACUAUGUAGAAGAUUCGUGUGUGCAGGUUAAAGUGACCACACUGGCUCACAGGACAAGAGAAGCAAUAUUAUAUCAGGAGGUAGAAGUAGACAAUACAGCUUCAGUCCCAGUCACGUUGCUUGUUACAAGGAAUGGUCCUAAUAAUUGGAAAGGAUCCGCAACAAGCAAUGAGAUAUUUGAAGUGAAUGGAAAAUCAAUUGAGUAUGUGAUAUCAACAGGGAAGUUUCCCGCACCUUAUGUCAGAGACACACAGGGACAGCACUAUGUGGCAUUAGUGAUUGCAGCUACAGGAUUUGACAAAAGAGUGGAAGUAGCUCCUGGCACGAAAUACUCAAAGACAAUCAUUGCAAUUGCUCGAUUUUCAGAGCCAGUGUUAGAUUUUCAUGCAGACACUGAUGUUAUAGCAAGUUUAACUGAUAAAACAGAAGAGGAGUUGUUCUCUUUGUUACAUCUCGAUUAUAGGGACAUUUUGGAUGAACAUGUUAGUGUGUGGUCUAAGAGUAUGUGGAAUAGUAAACUACUUGUUGAACCCUUGUUAAGUGCAGAGGAAAACCUGGACUCUCCCUACUUGACCACUGAGCUAGUCACUGCAACGUUUUACUAUAUGAUGACGUCAGUGAAAGCCCCUCUCUUGGUGCCUGGUCUUAGUAUACAGCAGAAGAAGGAAUUAGUGAGUGCCUUGCAGCGACCGCAGUCGUGCUUUAACGGGCAACCAACGUUUGAUAACCCAGAGCUUUGGAUGCAGCUUACGAAAUCUCAGGAGCUUCACGAUCUGAUCUCACAUUGGAUGCAUACGUUGUACAAACAUGGUUGCAGUUCUUUGUUGUCAGCUGGAGUGACAGGAGUCACCCAGGCCAUGCUUCUCAGUGUCUUUUCUGCUCAAUUCACAGACAAGGAGCUUUCAUUUCAUGCAGAUCCUGCUCACAUCAAAGGCAAGUUCCUUUUUGAGAACAUCCUCUACAAUUCGUCCUUCCUGCAAAUCAAUGUGGAUCCGUCGGGCCCUGCUGAAAAUCAAAAGGUCACGCUUCACGUCAGUCAUUACCAGAAUCGAGAUGAUAUGGUGCGCCCUCUGUAUGCCUGUGGAUCCGGCUGCUUGCAGGCAUUGCAGCUUACAGAACAAGACCAGAAGCUGGACCUCAAGUGGACCGAACCACAAACACCAUUUCUGUAUUUGUCACAUGACCGUAAGCACCUUGAGUAUCUCCAGAAAAUCAUCCACAUCAAGAAACUUCGGUGGUUGGACGAGGUACCCGUCAACAGUUCCGGCCAAGACCACCUUGGUUUCCGAGUUCCAGUCAUCGUUUGGAUUGUACUUGUCAGUCUUAUCAUAUGCUUUCAUGUUAUUCUGGUGAAAAUGAUUUGGAACGAGUACUGUCGUGAUCGCGAUGGAUCAUCAAGUAAGCAGAAAUCAUCCAAAUUCAAUAUGAAACCAUAGCUAAAUGAAUGGAUAAUACAAUAAAUUCAUGAUUGUCGUAAUUUCUAAUUCAAAUUUGUGUUAUAUUGAUAAAUUUUGUGUAAGAUAAUACCUCCAAAUUACCAAAUGCUUUUCCUCAUUUGGAACAUACCGUACUGUAAACUCAGAAACUUUCACAAAUUUCAUACAUGAUACAGAUUUAUGAAAGUAUCCGUUUACAAUAUAUAUACAAGAAUUUUGUGAUUUGCAAAAGAAAUUCUCACAGCAAAUGUAAAGUGUUGUGUAAAGUUUCUGAAUUUACAGUAGCUUGUAAUAAAAUGUACAGUGUACGGAUAAUUGAAUAUUUAUUAAGAUUGUUUGAAAAAGGGCCAUUUUCAUAAUUAACCGAUAUAUUAAUUCCAUUUCUUCUCAAAACUUGAGUACUAACAUACAUGUCAGUGCCUUCCUUAGAUUUAGAAAAGAAAAAAAGUUUCAUGAAACUUCCAACAUCUAUUAGCGAAACAAAACUCGUUAUAAAUUGAUGUACAGUGUAGACCAACCCAACAUAUUUUGUGUGGGGUUUAGUUAUGCAAUUUCAGGAAUAUAAACCUGUCAAAACAAGUUUGGAAACUCAAGUAUGGUCUAUUAUCUCUCUCUUAUCAUGGCAAAAUCAUCACUAUGUUUAGAAUACUGGUAAUUAGAAAGUGGGUUUAUUCCUUUUUAAAAUGUUUUUGUUUUUGUUUUUGUUUUUGUUUUUGUUUUUGUUUUGUUUUUAGUAAUGGAGUGUGCAGUAGAUCAAAAUAAGGAGCAAGGUCAAACAUGAAAAGUUGCAAAAUGCAUUGCUCAUUCAAAUAUUGCACAGACUUUUUCAACAGUUUAAACCUAGGCAUGAUGCUUCAGAAAGUUGAUAACCCAAGAGUAGCAAAUCUUGCAUGACCUUAUGACAUAUCACCAUAGUCAUAAUGCAUGGAUUUCAGUUUCAGAUUCUUUAGAAUUUGACAUUUAAGGAUGACCGGUUGGGAACAACAGCCCCACUCUCAUUUUCCAAAAUCCCACUCUCGCAUGUCAAAGAAAUAAGAGUGCUCUGCAUAACAAUACCAGUGCUUACCAGUCCAUUUUGCAACUUUUCCACUUUUGACCCUACCCCUUAUUCUGAUGAACUUCUCACUCCAUUUCUGCAAAAUCAUAACAAAUAUUGUAUAUACAUGUAAAAGGAAUAAACACACUUUUAAUGAUAAUAAUCAAAGCGAUGAUUAUGCCAUGAUAAGAGAGCUAUAAUCGAUCCAAUUUGAGUUUUUACACUUUUUUGGAGGGGUUUACAUGUAUAUCAUCUGUUGAGAACCAGAAGGGUGCUAACUCAUUCUUAAUUAUAGAGUUAACGACUUGCUGGCUCUCAGCAGACAAUAUUAUAAUAAACAUGUACAUGUAGAUAUCUUUUUCUUGUCCAGAUCAAAAUAGCAUGCAUUGCAUGGAGCGCUUGUUUUGGUACAAAAUAUUCAUGUGAUUUUGGAAGCUCACACAAUGAGGCAUAUGAAAGGAUUACUGGAUAUUCAAAUCAAAGGUCUUUGUAAAGAAUUUCUUGUCUUUAAUUAUCAUUUAAUUCUUGUGUGGGUCGUGACUAUUUUAAAAAGAACAUUUGUUAUAUAUUUUGCAAAUUUUGAAUUUUUGAAACUUGUAUUUUGUGCCUGAAUUUGUGUGUAAUGGCAAUACAUGUAUAAUGUACACAGUGCUGUGAAAAUGGACUCAUGAAGUAUCACCUGUAAUUUUGAAUGGUUCUUUCUUCUUUCUGCUUCAUUAAUUGUUUUUUAUAUCAACUCUUUAAAAAUGUAGCUGUAGAGAGUAGAGACUAGAGAAUUUUCAUAUUCAGUUGCUGGAUAAAAUAAAAAUUACAGUGGAUUUAGUCUUUGUCACCUGUGGGUAUUUUUCAGCUAAUACGAAUGCAACUCUGGAAUAGCAUGCUAGAUAAUGAACGACAAACAAAAUUGAUCAUAGUGCAAUGUUUCAAAAUGAUUCAUUUAUUAUAGUUUAUGGAUGUACUCAUAUAGAUGUGAUUAUGAAUUGAUGUACAUAUUACUCCUUAUAGCAUCUACAUGUACAUAUAAACUCAAAUAUAGUCAUAAUGAUACUAAAGCUGAAUAUAGAAUUAGAAACUUUGUUUAUUUACCAAAAUCAGCUUUUCACAAUGAUCCAAAUAGUUUAUAUUAGCAGAGGCUAACUAGAUUUAACACUUAAUUUUCAUAUAAUACAUUUAUGGGGAAAAGACACUAAAGCAGGUAUAUGUUCUGCCAAGUUGGUUACAAACAUCUUCAGUUCAGCCUUGUGAAAGGCAUGGUUAUUAGAAGAGUUUUGUUUUGUGGCCUCCCUUUCAAUUAGACAUGCAACUAUUCAAAACACCUCUUCAGCCAAACCACAUUCAAAGCCAAGUUGGCAUUCUCUUGCAUUUUAAUAUCCUUCCAAUCUAAAUCUGAUGCUAGUAAUGGUUUGCAAGUUGUGCAUGGAGGGUGUCUGUGGUGAAGUAUUGGUUCCUCUUCAUAUUACUCUGAUUUGCAUUUGUGUGCAUGUCUCUGAUUUCACCACACUGAUACUCCUAGGACUCAUUGCAUCUCAUGUCAGAUCUGAACAGCGCAUCAAUUCUUAUUUUCUUUUCUUUUUUAUGAAAAUUGGGAUUAUUUUGCAUAGAAAGUGUUAUUUUGUGUGAUUUCAGCCUUAUGGGUCUCCUGUUAUACAAACAACAAAUCCAUCUUCACAGAAUAACUGAACAUUUUGACAAGAUAGCUAAGUGAACUUUAACUUGUCCAAUAUUAAUUGAUGUGUAUGUUGUCUAAAAAGCGAAUUGUAGUUAUUGUUAAUCUACUAAUUAACUUUCCAAAUAAUAUUUUGAUAUACAAAAUUUGUUUUAGGAAGAACCUUCCCUCACCUCUAUCUCUUUCUCUCUCUCUCUCUCUCUCUAUCUCUCUCUCUCUUUCUUUUUCUUGUCUUUUUUCAAUCACUCACUUUCACCCUUACAGUAGUCUACCCCCUCGCCCCUCUCUUUCUAUUUUUCUCUCCUUCUCCCUUUCUGUAUUUCUAUUUCAAACAUUAAAAAAGGCACUGUUCUACUCAAAUAAGAUGCCAUCAUUUCUGGUUGCAGCCAAAGAUUCAUCAACACAUAAUUUUCUAUUUGCUUUAACCCACAAACCCUAUUUAGGUAUAAGACUUGCAUUUGCACAUGAGCAUUAGUGAUAUUACUAAACUAAUUUGAUGUAAGUUAUGUAACUGCACUGUAUAACUUAAUAUUCCUUUUUUCUACUAUCAAUGUAAAAUUCAUUUCGUUAUCCUGCAUUUAGUUGAUGUUCCUUAAUACACAAGUUGUGAUAUAUGUGUAUAUUGCUAGUGCUUGAUAUUAUACAAGAUAGUGAUUUUUAGAUAUGCCUAUUCAAGUUUUGUUUUAUUUGUUACACCCUAUUACUAUAUAUUAUGUCAGCUCUUGAAAUUAUUGUUUGCUGUAAGAUAAUAGAUUUUGCAAUUGUACAUGUAUAUUUAGCAUCAAAGUUUUUUCCUCUUUUUUCAUGUCUCUCAGUCUUAGGAAUGUGCCCGGUAUUGGUCAUUAAAAAAUCUCUAGUAUUAAGACUUGUGUAGAAAUGUCUAUACUUAUGAAGUAAGCAUGAUUUAUAUAUACUUGUAGGUGAGUUUACCAUUGAUAGGAAUUUAUUUGAAAGUGACAGAGAAUCUCCAGUUGAUGUUUUGAGGUAGAAACUAGAAAGCCAGGUCUAUAUUCUUUUUAUUGUAUUUUUUUCUUCUUCUUAUAGGUCUGUUUUCAUCCAAUAUUGAUAAUUUUUGUAUUUUCUGCAGGCAAGUUAGAAUUGAUAACAUAUUUAAUCAUAUUCUAUGGAACAAAAAUCAGUUUCUUGUUGUUUGGGGAACAAGGAUAAAGAAAAAUACAGGUUCUUUUUCUUCAAAUUUCAUGAAAUUCAAAAAGUUGAGAUCUUAUUAUUCAAUCAACAGAACUGUGUACAUGCAGAUCAUUGGCUUAUAAUUGCUCCAAACAAUGUUGUUUUCCGACUUAUUAUGUACUGUAGAUCUACAUGAAUGUAUGCUCAGUAUUGUAGUACAUUAAAACACCAUUCCUUAUAAUUCCUAGCUAGCAGAAAUUAUGAAAAUUGAAAUGGGAUGGUAAAAGAACAGCAACUUCAGAAGAAUGCGGGAAAUAUGAGAAAUUAUGGAGAAAGUGAGAGACAGAUGUAUACCUUGGCGUGGAAAUGAUUGUGAUAAAUCAACAAUUAAAAUUAUUAAUUCCUUUGCAGAACUCAGUUGUGGGGGAAAAAGACUCACAAAAUAGAUACGAAUCAUACGACCUAAAAGCUCUGCACCGAAGAAAAAAAAAAAUAUUUGUUUGUACAAUUUGUUUUCGUCUUAUGGAGUAGAUAUAACAUGUAGCGGACGUCUUGUUUCUUGCUUGAAAAUGCUAUUGAAAAAUAAAGCAGUCCAAGUUUUUAUUUGAGCACUAACAGAUAUUGGACGGAAAUGUUAUCUGGUUAUGUAAUUUAAUGGAAAUGUUUCCUAUAGAUGUUACCCAAUGAAUGAAAAAAUUUACAAAAAAUAAACUUGAGGGCAAGUUCAAUACCCUAUUGUAUGUGGCAUUAAAGUCAUGUUUGCACAUUUCAAUAUGUGAUGUUCAAGGCUAUUGAAUUUGACUGAUGUUGAUUUUAUUUUCAAAGUAUUAUUUAAAAACAGAAAGCACACCCAAAGAAUGUUGUAUUGGAAUUAAGUUGUGUUAUGUAAAAGUAAACACAAAUUCAACCGUAUUUCAAUGUGUUUUGGGGUUGUAGUUUGUUUAUGAAGAUUUAUCAUUAUUAUUAUUAUUAUUAUUAUUAUUAUUAUUUGAAUAAUUUCAUUAUGGAGAAAAGUAUUUAUCUUUCUUUAAUUCCCUUUAUAAAGAGUUGAUCUUUAAACUCAUAAAUGUAAUUGUUCUAAUAAAAUAACAAGUGAAACUUCAAAA
Messenger RNA from Strongylocentrotus purpuratus (purple sea urchin), 7125 nucleotides. RefSeq lists its product as uncharacterized. The record is from RefSeq and is a predicted model, not a curated record. Bases 306 to 2189 code for a protein of 627 amino acids. NCBI's taxonomy places the organism in Eukaryota, Metazoa, Echinodermata, Echinoidea, Camarodonta, Strongylocentrotidae. The transcript has 2 exons.